AUGAAGUCGUUUACGAUUUACAUUGUUCUCAUUUACGGGAUUCAACGCGGAGGAUGUCGAGAUGAAGAAAAAAUCAGCAAAGGUUGCUACUGGCCGAAUGAGGUUUACGAGCCGUGUUUCGGGGGAUGCGCGGAGGUGUCGUGCGACAACCCCCGAAACCACAUGCGCCCCUGCUACCCCUACUGCGAGCCAGGUUGCGUGUGUGGCGACCCUUACGUCAGGGAUGACCGUACACACCAGUGUGUGCUGCCACAAGACUGUUCCCCAACUCAAAUGGGAAUACCAGUGCCAAGUAAGAGAGUAGCGAAGCCCCCAGCGCCGAAGUACGCCCCGCCAGCAAAAACACCGAGGAAUCAUGGAAAGCGUGACGAAGUUCAGGAUAUGGAAGAAGGAGGACCUGCAAACAACCACAUGGAAGAUUUCAAGCGAGGAAACGAAGUGUCCCGUAUGGGGAAUUACUUCAACAUCGUGAUCGCACCACCUCCCAUCAAAGCUCUACAGCCGAGGAAAUUACUCCACAAAGAUAACUUCAGGUCACCGAUUAAACAAAUAAAUUAA
This is a messenger RNA of Papilio polytes (common Mormon), 558 nucleotides long. RefSeq lists its product as uncharacterized. Lineage: Eukaryota; Metazoa; Arthropoda; Insecta; Lepidoptera; Papilionidae. The transcript is spliced from 3 exons. Bases 1 to 558 code for a protein of 185 amino acids. The record is from RefSeq and is a predicted model, not a curated record.